GCAUGCGCCGCGCCGAGGAGCCGCACAAGAAGUGGCGUUCGGAUUUAGAGUCGCGUGCCGCGAGGUUCGUCCGGUGAAGCACGCGUCUCAAAAGUUCCAUCCCAGGUAGCGAGCAACAUCGUCGCCUUCUAGAAUGACCAUAAGAUGGUGGCCAAACGCCUGCUGAUACUUCUGCCGAUAUUCCUGUCCUGCAUUGUAGGUUUCGCAAAAAGGGUGAAUAUAGUGGGACUGUUCGACAAGGAUGAAGACAUCCGGUGGACGUUCGAAUCAUCGGUGUCGGCGGUGAACAAAGAGAAAAACGAUAACGAGGAACUACCAAAAGUGUAUUUGAUGCAGAACUCGAAUAACAUUACACUGUUCGACGUGUUCGAGACAGCCGAGAGAGUAUGCGAAAUGGUGGGCCUGGGUGUCGUUGGGAUCUUCGGCCCUCAGGACAAAGUAAUCUCGGAGCACGUGCAAAGCAUGUGCGAUUCGAUGGACAUACCGCACAUCUCCGUGCGACAGGAUACCGCUGAACCAUCCCAGCCACGUGGAAUAGGUCUGAAUCUGUAUCCGCACGUGAGCAUACUAGCACGACUGUACGAUCAACUCGUCACGGAGUUCAAGUGGAAGUCUUUCGCAAUAUUGUACGAGGACACCGACAGUCUGAUUCGUCUGCGUCUUCUAUUGAAACGAUGGGAUCCCCAUGGCGAAUCCAUGUUCGUGUUUCAUUUAGGAGAAGGACCGAACUAUAGGGAAGCGAUGCAAAAGAUUAAAGAUGCGGAAUUAGAGAACAUCAUCAUCGAUUGCUCGUACGACAUACUCGACGAUGUCCUCAAACAGGCCCAACAAGUUGGCAUCUUGUCCGAACGGUACAAAGUAAUCGUGACUUCUUUGGAUUUGCAAGCCGUGGACUUAGAGCCGUAUCAGUAUUCCGGCGUCAACUUCACCGGUGUGCGACUUAUUGACCCCGAAGAUCCAAUAGUGAAUGAAACCAUGUUCAAGCACAGGAACGAAUGGAAUCUGGACGAUUCUUCGAAGCUGCGAACCGAACCCGCGCUCAUGUACGACGCGGUGCAGCUUUUCGCGAGGGCCUUGAAGCAACUCAGGGAUGCCACGAAGCAGGGUGACGUCAAGGAACUACCGUGCGACGGCAGUGAGAGAUGGGAACACGGGCUAAGUUUGAGCAACUUUAUGCGAUUGGCAGAAACGAGAGGUUUGACGGGCCUCGUUAAGUUCGACAGAGACGGUUUCCGCAGCAAUAUACAAUUAGACAUCGUACGUCUGACUGAAAACGGUUUGGUUAAAAUUGGGAUGUGGAAUAGCACGUCGGGACAGAACAUUGAUUGGAUACCGGACGUCAGCAAGAAGAAGACAGAAGAGGAAAUAAGUUUGCAAAAUAAAACUUUCAUCGUCUUGAUAUCGCUCACUGCGCCGUACGGUAUGCGAAAAGAAUCGUGGUCUAUGCUGAGCGGUAACGAUCGUUAUGAAGGUUUCGGAAUCGACAUUAUGCAAUUGAUCAGCGAGGAUCUCGGAUUCAAUUACACGCUGCAAGUGGAGUCCGAUUACGGAUCAUUGAACAAGCACACUGAAAAGUGGACUGGCAUGCUCGGGAAAAUUAGAACUGAUGAUGCAGAUCUGGCUAUCACGGAUUUAACGAUCACGUCAGAACGAGAGACUGCCGUCGACUUCACGAUGCCGUUCAUGAAUUUAGGUAUAAGCAUUCUCUACAAAAAGCCCACGAGAGCGCCUCCGAGUUUAUUUUCAUUCUUGUCACCGUUUUCCAACGACGUCUGGUUGUAUUUAAUUGGGGCCUACAUAGUAGUGUCCCUUCUUUUAUUCAUAAUCGGUAGACUAUGCCCGGCAGAAUGGAACAAUCCUUAUCCUUGCAUUGAGGAUGCCGAAGAAUUGGAAAAUCAAUUCACGUUCAAGAAUGCAUUUUGGUUCGCGAUAGGCAGUAUUAUGCAACAAGGCAGCGAGAUUGCACCAAUAGGCAUUUCUACGAGGAUGAUGGCAGGGUCAUGGUGGUUCUUCUGUCUGAUAAUAGUAUCUAGCUACACUGCGAAUCUGGCGGCAUUUUUAACUGUGGAGACCGUGGUGUCACCGUUCGAUAAUGUCGAAGAGCUCGUAAAAAGGAAGAACAUAAAGUACGGAGCGAAACAAAAAGGAUCCACGUUAAAGUUUUUCGAAAAUUUUGGCAAUCCCAAGGAAAGCAAUCACUCCACGUACACGGAAAUGUACGAAUAUAUGACGAGUCAUGCAAAUGACGUACUACAGCUGUCAAAUGAUGAUGGCGUGCAAAAAGUUAAGGACGAAGACUACGCGUUUCUAAUGGAAUCCAGCUCAAUUGAAUAUAUCAUGGAGAGGGAGUGCGAAGUCACGCAAGUCGGUGGAUUGCUAGAUGAGAAGGGUUACGGCAUCGCUAUGAAGAAAGGAUCGCGCUAUCGGACCGCCUUCAACAAGGCCAUUUUGAAGUUAUCGGAAAGCGGCAUUCUCACCGAGCUCAAGAAGAAGUGGUGGCAGCAAAAACGAGGCGGUGGCAAAUGUCGGGAGACCGGUGGAGCUAGCACGGCGCAGGAAUUAGGUCUCGAUAAUGUUGGAGGAGUAUUCUUGGUACUCGCCGUAGGCGUUGCCUUAUCCUGCGUGUACACCGUACUCGAGUUACUUUGGGAUGUUGCCCGAACGUCCAUUCGAGAAAAUGUAUCCUUUAAGGAAGAAUUGAUGAGCGAAAUUAAAUUUAUCUUGAAGUGCAGCGGUUCGAAAACGGUGCGAAGAAAAAAUGGACUGUCCAGUAAAAGCGGCAAUGGCAGUACGAGGGGGUGCACCCCUCCGUACGGUUUUAUACCGACGGUAAUAAGAACGUCGCCAACUGACGGCAAUUAACGACAGUGCGAGUUUCGAGUAAUGAUGAGAAGUUUGCAUACGCGGAUUUAUGGCUUCAUUGCCCGCGUUGGCACACGAACUAACACGAAUUACAGCGUCAGCAUUUUAAGAAACUCGCGGACCGAAUGGAAGAAAAUUAUAAGAAUUACAAUUUCUAAUACCAUAAAGAUUGCAAAGAAAUAUAUAUGACACUGUUUUCAAACGUGGGUUCACUUUAUACUUGUAUCAUUUUAUUUCCGGCGCGCGUCGAGAUUGAUGCUAAGAGACGACGAAAUGAGACAGGGAUGAAUGUAUUAACAACGACUUUGACAGCUGAUAUUAUUAAGCAGGAGCUUAUCCAGGCGAAAUUUUAAAUUCUACAUUAUGUCUUCAAGUGGAAAAAAAAACGGAAAUUCCCACUCCCUUGUAGCGUUAAGCGAAAAGCACAAUAGAAGACCUUUGAACAUUUAA
Molecule: messenger RNA, 3312 nt
Organism: Dinoponera quadriceps
Lineage: Eukaryota; Metazoa; Arthropoda; Insecta; Hymenoptera; Formicidae
Product: glutamate receptor ionotropic, kainate 2-like
Exons: 15
Coding region: 145-2862 (905 amino acids)
Biological process (GO): monoatomic ion transport; synaptic transmission, glutamatergic; modulation of chemical synaptic transmission
Cellular component (GO): plasma membrane; postsynaptic membrane
Molecular function (GO): glutamate-gated receptor activity; transmitter-gated monoatomic ion channel activity involved in regulation of postsynaptic membrane potential
Source: RefSeq, a predicted model, not a curated record